GCCAUUUGAGGCCUAUCGAACUUCCCUUUUUCCUUCCUUUUCAUAUUCCAUCCCACUACCCCAGCAAGUCGACAAAAUGGCUCCCAAGAAGACCGCCGGUGCUGCCAAGGAGAACGUCUCUCUCGGUCCUUUGGCCGGAGAUGGCAAGCUCGUUUUCGGUGUUGCCCGUAUCUUUGCCUCCUUCAACGAUACCUUCGUCCACGUCACCGAUCUGAGUGGUCGCGAAACCAUCUGCCGUGUCACCGGUGGUAUGAAGGUCAAGGCUGACCGUGACGAGUCUUCCCCCUACGCUGCCAUGUUGGCUGCUCAGGAUGUUGCUGCUCGCUGCAAGGAGCUUGGCAUCAACGCCCUCCACAUCAAGAUCCGUGCCACUGGUGGUAACGGCACCAAGACCCCCGGUCCCGGUGCUCAGUCCGCCCUCCGUGCUCUUGCCCGUUCCGGCAUGAGAAUCGGCCGUAUCGAGGACGUCACCCCCACUCCCUCCGACUCUACUCGUCGCAAGGGUGGUCGCCGUGGUCGUCGUUUGUAAGCAUGUGCGGGUUCAUCUCUUCCAAGUUGUGCGGAGCUUCUCCGCAUGGUUGGAUUGGAGCGGACUUGGCCUUGCUUGCCGUAUGUGGAUGGAAUAAACGCGAAGAACGGCCUUUAUCGCCUGGUCUUCAAUUUAUUACAUACCCAAAAGUGUGUCUUUCGGUUCUGGAUUUAGGUAGUCUACUGUCUGUGUGGCGGUUGCUAUAGUCAAUAUAACUGAACCUAGAACUGAUGUGGUC
This is a messenger RNA of Aspergillus costaricaensis CBS 115574, 767 nucleotides long. Its product is annotated as 40S ribosomal protein uS11. The coding region runs from base 77 to 529 and encodes 150 amino acids. The transcript has 4 exons. Gene Ontology annotation, biological process: ribosomal small subunit assembly; maturation of SSU-rRNA from tricistronic rRNA transcript (SSU-rRNA, 5.8S rRNA, LSU-rRNA); translation. NCBI's taxonomy places the organism in Eukaryota, Fungi, Ascomycota, Eurotiomycetes, Eurotiales, Aspergillaceae. Gene Ontology annotation, cellular component: cytosolic small ribosomal subunit; ribosome. Gene Ontology annotation, molecular function: mRNA 5'-UTR binding; small ribosomal subunit rRNA binding; structural constituent of ribosome. The record is from RefSeq and is a predicted model, not a curated record.